Messenger RNA from Mobula hypostoma (lesser devil ray), 1021 nucleotides. RefSeq names its product goosecoid (gene gsc). The record is from RefSeq and is a predicted model, not a curated record. NCBI's taxonomy places the organism in Eukaryota, Metazoa, Chordata, Chondrichthyes, Myliobatiformes, Myliobatidae. Gene Ontology annotation, cellular component: nucleus. The transcript has 4 exons. Gene Ontology annotation, molecular function: DNA-binding transcription factor activity, RNA polymerase II-specific; RNA polymerase II cis-regulatory region sequence-specific DNA binding. The coding region runs from base 76 to 861 and encodes 261 amino acids. Gene Ontology annotation, biological process: regulation of transcription by RNA polymerase II.
GAGAGGCGAGACAUCGGUCUCGCACUACCGCCCGCCUGCCCACUGCUGGGACGGAAUUCUUUGGUCCUCUAUCGGAUGUUGGUGAUGCCGGCGGAGAUGUUCAGCAUCGAUAGUAUUUUAUCAGGAGGCAGGUCUCACUGUAAGGACUCGACAGGGCUCCACACCGCUCCGCUGCCGGCGUACCCUGGCAUCGCCGGGGACACGGUCUGUGCCAGUACGGAGUACCUGGGGCUCUAUUCUCCGGCCGUCGCCCCUCCGCCUCCGCCUCCUCCUCCGCCGGCGCCGACCCCUCAGCAUCCCAGCCUGGCAGUCGGGGGUUCGAGGAUGGCUUACAAUUAUUACUACGUCCCCGGCACGACCAGGGUGUCGUGCUGCAGCGCCGUGUCCAGUUGCCAGCCGCUGAACACGCAACACUGCUCCUGUCUGCCGCCAGGGUUGGAAGGGGCGACCUCAGCCUACCUCUCCCCUAUGGCCCCCCAGGUGUUGCCCUACGUGAGCCUGGGCGCCCUGUCCCGCACUGACCUCCAGCUACUGAACCAGCUUCACUGCCGGAGGAAACGCCGCCACAGGACCAUCUUCACGGACGAGCAGCUGGAAGCCUUGGAGAACCUCUUCCAGGAAACCAAGUACCCAGAUGUGGGCACCAGAGAACAGCUAGCUCGGAGGGUUCACCUCCGUGAGGAGAAGGUGGAGGUCUGGUUUAAAAACCGUCGAGCUAAAUGGAGGAGGCAGAAGAGGUCGUCCUCAGAGGAAUCAGACUCCCAGAAAUGGAUCAAAAACUUGAAACCCAGCCCGGCUGGGAAGACCUUAAGGGAAGAGAGAGCUGCAGCCCCAGAGAGUGAGCUGGACUCAGACAGCUGACAAUCAAGGUGACCGGAAACACUCAACACCUUACGGCUGCUGCCUUGUACAUUGUCCAUUCAGUGGACCCAUGUUGCUGUAAAUUCUGUACAUAUACAUAUUCUAUAUAGGUGUGUGUGCGUGCACGUAUGUGUGACUAUUUUUUAAGUAAUAAAACUGU